AUGUUGACGGAAACUGAUUUCAAUUUAACUGAUAGACAAAUGAACGAAUAUGAAGAAAUAUUCACUUAUUUCGAUCGUGAAAACACCGGUCGAAUCGAUGUGAAUGAUUUAAGUUUGAUCAUUCGAUCAGCUGGUUUAAAUCCGAGCGAUAUGAAACUCAAAGAAAUUCGAGAUGAUUAUGAACAAAACGAAAUCAAUGAAAUCAAUUUCCAACAAUUUUUACAAAUAUUGAUUAAUCUAACGAAUGAGAUAGACGAUGAAAUCGAUCUCAUCGAAGCAUUUCGUGUUUUUGAUAAAGAAGGUCAAGGUACGAUUGUUUUCACGAUUAGUACAUAA
This is a messenger RNA of Adineta ricciae, 336 nucleotides long. NCBI's taxonomy places the organism in Eukaryota, Metazoa, Rotifera, Eurotatoria, Adinetida, Adinetidae. The record is from the annotation of a GenBank genome assembly.